UCAAAAGUUUUAGCUUCCAACGUCAUCACUAUUCACACCUCUCCUUUUCUAACUCGACCGUUGGAUUCCUAAAUUCCCAUUCAAAAACACCAAACGCUGAAAAGAAAGAAGGUAAAGAUACAAAGGAGAAAACAGAGAAAUCCCAGCUCUUCUUCAAUGGCAGAAAUCCCAGUUUCCAAAUCAAACCAACAUCUAAACCAGCAGCUCCAGCAUCUCGAAUCCCUGUUCUCUGCCCUCGAACCGUCUCCGACUUCCAUUGCCCGAUCCCAUCCCCAAAACCCCAUAUCAUUCCUUCCAAUGCGCCGUGGGCGCAAUUACGAAUACUACUCCCAGCUAAGAGAAUCAAAGCUCCGACGUAAGAAAUCUGAAGCGGAUGCCAGUAAAACGACACCCAAGAAGAAGGUUUCGUUCGUCGGCGGUGGUGGGCCGCUCGUGGGCCGGAACGAAAUGGUGGUCGGUCGAUCGGUGCCGGAUUUUUCUGCGGUGUUGAGGAAGGAGAAUAAGAAGCCGAAUUCGGAAAUGACGCCUCCAUUGGCGGGGGGAUCGAAGGUGGGUUGGAGAGGGGGAGGGAGUAAAUCUGCAGGUGGGGGAGAUAAAAGAGGAGGUGGGCCUGGUGGGCCAUGUGGGCCUGGUAUGCUAAGGAAGAGCUGUGUGAAUUUGAAGGAAUUGAAGGGAAUGUCAGCAGCUGCUGCUUUUGCUAUUGAUGAGGAAGGGAGAGGAGGGAGGGGUAGGGGGAUGAGGAAGGGUGUCUUGGGUCAGAGACAAUGAAGGAAGAUUUAGGUGGUUUGUACAACUGGGAACCAUGGUUCAGUGAUCUGGACCGUUGAUAUGAUGCAGGAUGGUGUGGAUGGACUGUAACCGAAAAGCCCAUGUUGAGACAAUCCCAGCCUUUCAAUUGAUGGGCUGUGAAUAUAGACGGGUACAGAAAGAUCAUUGUUUGCGAUGGAGUGAGAAAUAGCCGGGGAGUGGAUAGGAGCUGCUUCCAAUCUGGGGCCCACCAGAUUGACGGUUUGGAUUACCGAAACAUAUGAUAAUUUGGGUGAUUUUUAGCUGCAUUGGUUAUGGUUUUCCUUUCUUUUCUUAUUUUUUUAUUUGGGUGGUGAGGAUUUUCUAGUGUUUGGAUAGUGAGGAUUUUGAAAUAUAUUAUUGGAUGAUGAGGAUAAUGUAAGAAUGGUGAUUAUAUCAUAAUAAUAUCAUACUCUCUCUCUCUCUCUCUC
Molecule: messenger RNA, 1217 nt
Organism: Magnolia sinica
Lineage: Eukaryota; Viridiplantae; Streptophyta; Magnoliopsida; Magnoliales; Magnoliaceae
Exons: 1
Coding region: 157-768 (203 amino acids)
Source: RefSeq, a predicted model, not a curated record